Messenger RNA from Aspergillus campestris IBT 28561, 2109 nucleotides. RefSeq names its product iron-sulfur cluster assembly protein NAR1 (gene nar1). Gene Ontology annotation, molecular function: 4 iron, 4 sulfur cluster binding. The record is from RefSeq and is a predicted model, not a curated record. Gene Ontology annotation, cellular component: cytosolic [4Fe-4S] assembly targeting complex. Gene Ontology annotation, biological process: iron-sulfur cluster assembly. Lineage: Eukaryota; Fungi; Ascomycota; Eurotiomycetes; Eurotiales; Aspergillaceae. The coding region runs from base 200 to 1990 and encodes 596 amino acids. The transcript has 2 exons.
GAAUAUCUUCAGUCCUUGAUCUGUUCUCAUUUCACUAUACUUACUUUUUUUCCUAGAUCGCAGACUUGGGGCAAUCCGACUCUCCUGUCGUCUAUCAUAUACGAAAGCUCAUCUACGAAAGCAGAUCUCAAUCCCUUCGUCUGCGGGGCCGCUAUCUCUUCCCGAUAAUCGCUCCGCGGGGUUCGCCGCAUCGGUCACCAUGAGCGCCAUUCUAUCGGCAGACGACUUGAACGAUUUCAUCUCGCCCGGAGUCGCGUGCAUCAAACCGGUCGAGACACUUCCGCAGAAGGAGCCUGCAAACUCAGAGAACCCAUAUGAAGUCACCAAAGAAGACAAAGUCCAGCCGGAGAUUGAGAAUGCUCCGCCAGCGGAGAUCUCGCUGACGGACUGCCUUGCGUGCUCGGGAUGUGUGACGUCGGCCGAAGCGGUUCUAGUGUCGCUGCAAUCGCAUACUGAAGUUCUGAAUAAUCUCGACGCGCACCCGGAGAUCCCUGUUCAAACUACACAAAAUGGAGUCACGGCGGAUAUCAACGGCGCAUCGUCGAGUGAAGGUCGCAUCUUUGUUGCAAGCGUCAGCCCCCAGGCAAGGGCCAGCUUGGCAGCUACCUAUGGGAUCUCCGAGAAGGAGGCAACGCACAUGAUCCAGCAGUUUCUCAGCGGUCCGCAGGGGUUGAGGGCUGGAGGCAAGCACGGGAGCGGCUUUACUUGGGUAGUCGACACCAACGUCUUGCGCGAAGCCGUUCUGGCUCUCACCGCGGACGAGGUCGCGGAUACUUUAGCAUCGAACAACGCGGGCAGCAACCUUCCUAAGCGGCCCAUCUUAUCCUCGGCCUGUCCAGGGUGGAUCUGUUAUGCUGAGAAAACCCACCCGUUCAUCCUCCCGCACCUGUCGCGCCUCAAAUCACCUCAAGCACUGGCGGGCACUUUCUUGAAGAGUGUCUUGAGCAAGGCCCUCGGCGUCCCUGCUUCUCAGAUAUGGCACGUGGCGGUUAUGCCUUGUUUCGAUAAGAAGCUAGAAGCCAGCCGAGAAGAACUCACCGACGCCGCGUGGAACCCAGACGCCGCGCAGGAUUCGUCCCCGGUGCGCGAUGUAGAUUGCGUCAUUACUUCGCGCGAACUGUUGACCCUGGCAUCCGCACGAGGAGUCUCCCUUCCCUCUUUACCGCUCAAAGCCCUUCCCUCAUCCUACACCCCGACGUUCCCAGACGCCGCCCUGAACUCAUUCCUGUUCUCGAAACGCCUAUCCCCCGAGCAGUCGACAGACGCGUCCACCUCCGGCGGCUAUCUCUACCACGUGCUCCUAUCCUUCCAAGCCCGCCAUCCAGGAAGCCAGAUCGUCGCCCAGCGCGGGCGAAACGCAGACGUAGUAGAAUACUCCCUCAUAUCCGCAUCCAACGAGCCCCUCCUCAAAGCAGCCCGCUACUACGGGUUUCGAAACAUCCAGAACCUCGUGCGGAAGCUCAAGCCCGCUCGAGCCUCUCGCCUCCCCGGCGCAAAAGCCGCCGCCGUAUCCGCAAACCGGCGCCAACCAAUGUCACGCAAUGCAGCCGCAGGAUCAGGGCCCGAAUACGCCUACGUCGAAGUCAUGGCCUGCCCCGGCGGCUGCACGAACGGAGGCGGCCAGAUCCGCAUCGAGGACGCGCGCCAGGCUGCUACUACUAUCUCCAGCGCAGAGUCGACAGCGGAGGGUGUUCCGUCCAAGCCAUCCCCACACGAACAGCGCGCGUGGCUAGCUCGUGUAGACGAAGCGUAUUAUUCAGCCGACUCCGACUCGGAGGUCGCCGCACAGCCCCUAUCUAUCAAGGACAAGGAAGAACAGAUCCACCAAGCCCUACAGCGCUGGUCAGAGCUGAUCGACGUGCCUCUGUCGAAGCUGAUCUACACUACCUAUCGCGAGGUGGAGAGUGACGUGGGCAAGGACAAGACGGCGGCGCCUAAUGAUACGACGCGCGUUGUGGAGCUCGCUGGGAAGAUUGGCGGGGGGUGGUAGGUAGUGUUGGAGGUUUACGAUGUAUAUACCUUAAUGUUUGGAGGAUGGAUGCAUUUUAUGAGUGAGUUUGGGACGGACGGAUUGCAUUUGCAUAUACCAUAGAUACUAAUAGAAUUCUG